Molecule: messenger RNA, 693 nt
Organism: Salvia splendens (bonfire salvia)
Lineage: Eukaryota; Viridiplantae; Streptophyta; Magnoliopsida; Lamiales; Lamiaceae
Product: secreted RxLR effector protein 161-like
Exons: 1
Coding region: 1-693 (230 amino acids)
Source: RefSeq, a predicted model, not a curated record
AUGGAUUUACUAAAAGAUACAGGUUUUAUAGGCAGCAAACCAUCAGCAACUCCCAUGGAUCCUCUGAAGAAAUUACAGUUAAACUCAGGAACUCCUAUGGAAGAUGCUUCUAAAUAUAGAAGAUUAAUUGGGAGGCUUCUCUAUCUCUGCAUUACAAGGCCCAACAUUACCUUUGCUGUUCAUAAAUUGAGCCAAUAUGUCUCAAAUCCGUGUGCUGAACAUUGGCAAGCAGCAGAAAAAGUCCUAAAAUAUUUGAAAGGAAGCCCAGCUCAUGGUUUGUUCUAUUCAAGCAGUAGUAAACCGACUCUGAGUAUAUUCUCUGAUGCGGAUUGGGCCGCUUGUCCUGAUACAAGAAAGUCCAUGACCGGGUACUGCCUUCUCCUUGGAAACUCCAUGAUAUCUUGGAAAGCUAAGAAGCAAAGUACUAUAUCCAGAUCUUCUGCAGAGGCAGAAUAUAGAGCCAUGGCUCAAGCCACUUGCGAAGUUGUAUGGGCUAUAGCUAUACUUGGUGAUUUUGGAGUAAAAACUGAAAAGGCAGUUCCUCUGUAUUGUGAUAAUCAAUCAGCUAUUCACAUAUGCUCCAAUCCGGUUUUCCAUGAGAGAACAAAACAUAUAGAAAUUGAUUGUCAUACAGUGAGAGAGAAGUAUUUAAAGGGUGUGAUCAAGCCUUUACACAUACGCAACAAUCUGUAA